AUGAAGCGGAAGAACGAGAGGCGAUCAUCGAGCUGGCUCAGGGUGUCCAACACCAAGAGCUCACUGGACUUACUGGGAGCCAAGAAGAGCAGGAACUCGACUUCUCAGGAUCUGGUGGAUCUAGAACUAGAGCGAGAGGACAUUUACUUGGAUAUCACCGAUCGCCUUUGUUUUGCCAUUCUUUACCAGAAACCAAAGAGUGCUGCAAACAUACACUAUUUCUCCAUAGAUGACGAAUUUGAAUAUGAGAACUUCUUCGCAGAUUUUGGACCACUCAAUCUGGCAAUGGUUUACAGAUAUUGUUGCAAGAUAAAUAAGAAAUUAAAGUCCCUUACAUUGCUAAGGAAGAAAAUAAUUCAUUUUACGGGUGCUGAUCAAAGAAAACAAGCAAAUGCAGCUUUCCUCAUGGGGUGUUUCAUAAUAAUAUAUUUGGAGAAAUCUCCUGAAGAUACCUACAGGAUGCUGUUGGUUGGAAACAUAUCCUAUGUUCCUUUCAGGGAUGCUUCCUAUGGUAAUUGCACUUUCUACUUAACACUACUCGACUGUUUUCAGGCAGUACAUAAGGCAAUCCAUUAUGGCUUCCUUAAUUUUGAAAAAUUCGACCUUGUUGAAUACGAGCAUUAUGAAAAAGCAGAAAAUGGAGAUUUAAACUGGAUAAUACCAGGCCGAUUUAUUGCCUUCUGUGGCCCUCACCCAAGAAACCGACUUGAAAGUGGUUACCACUAUCAUACACCAGAAGCCUAUGUUCCUUAUUUUAAAAGGCACAAUGUUACAACCAUUAUUAGACUCAACAAAAAGGCAUAUGAUGCUAGGAGAUUUACAGAUGCCGGUUUUGACCAUCAUGAACUUUUUUUUGCUGAUGGCAGCAUACCUAGUGAUGCCAUAGUAAAAGAAUUUCUGAAUAUUUGUGAAAAUGCCGAAGGUGUUGUAGCAGUUCAUUGCAAAGCCGGUCUUGGAAGAACAGGCACCCUUAUAGCUUGCUAUAUCAUAAAGCAUUAUAGGAUGACAGUUCCUGAAACCAUUGCCUGGAUCAGAAUCUGUAGACCUGGCUCUGUGAUUGGACCUCAGCAACAUUUUUUGGUGUCGAAGCAGGCAAGCCUUUGGACAGAAGGAGACUAUUAUCGCAAGAAAUUAAGGGACCAGGAAAAUGGAAGACAUGCAGCUGCAGUUACAAAAAUCCUCACAGGGGUUGAUGACAUUUCAAUAUGUGAAAUCCAAUCUGAAGAAACUAAAGAUUCUGAAUCGUACAGUGAUGAUGAUGAUGAUGAUGAUGAAAUAAACAGAAUGACUCAAGGUGAUAAGCUACUUGCCCUGAAAAGUAGAAGACGGGCAAAACCAGCAACUUCUAUUCCUCUAACAGUAAUUCUUCAGUCCAGUGUUCAGAGCAAUAAAACAUCUGAACCUAACAUUUCUGACAGUUCUGGCAUUUUUCAAAGAACUACCAGAUCUGCUGCAAGAAAAAGCAGUUUUAAAAGUAGCCACUCCAUUCCAAGGACUAGAACAGUCUUGCGUUAAGGAAAAAAAAAUGUGGCCAGAACUGAAGGAAUCCUCUAGGAAAAGGAAAACAACAGGACCUAACACAGUUUUCUUUGGAAAACCAAACAAAAAGCAAAAAAAAAAUUUUUUUAAUUGCCUCCAACUAAAACACUUGGUCAUUGAAGAAAAUGUACACAAGAGUUUAAUUAGUUGAAUUUAUUCAUACUGUUGAGUCUUGAGGUCAGUAAUUUGAUAAAGAACUCAAAAUCUUUAUGUUAAGAAAUGUUUGAAGUUUGGCAAACAAAAAUAAAUCUAUUGUAAAUUUAGUCUCAGGUGUAAAUAUGUAGCCUUCUGUUAUUAAGAAGGCUCAAGAGUCUGUUUGGUGCAUGUGUAUAAACUGUGAUGGCAAUCAUUUUUAGCUCUUGGCCUCCAAAGGAAUGGAGAAUCUGAGGCGGGCUUCUGUAUAUUUAUUUUGUUUGUUCUCACUAUGUUGUACUAAGAUGUAAAAGGAAACUGCUUUAUGGAAAGAGUACUUUUUUGAUUUGUUGUAAUUUUAAUAUUUCAUGUUAAUUAGCCAAGUAUACCAAAUUGCUUGCUUUCCACCAAAAAAUGUUUUACUUACUGGUAACCUUACAUAAACACUGUUAUGUGUUUUGGUACAAAGUGUAUCUUUUAGAAAAUAUUUGAAAACUAGUGAAAGAAAAUGAAUAUUACUUUAGAAAGCCAAGAGAGAGAACUGGUUUCAAAUAGUACAAAUGCUGCAUAAUUUCAUUUCUCAUCCUUAAAACCAUUUAGUAAGUGAAUAGCCUCCUGUAACUUGUCACUGUUUUGUUGCCCAGUAACAUGAGCAGAAAGCCUUUCUUUUAAAAAAAAAAAAAAAAGAAUACUGUGACUUCUUUCCCUUAUAAAACAAAAAUUCCAAGGAAUUUAAAUUUUUUUUCUUAAGGUACCACUUUAAUUGAAUUCUGCCAUUGCUUUUUUCUCCCAUAUCUUAUCUCAUCUCCUCCUUUGAUUCAAACUAUAAUGGUUUGCAUCUAUGGAUUUCAGUUAUUGUUAAAUAUAGGAUCUCACUUAUUGCCUUUAUUUAGGGUAUACAAAAAUGUAACUCUUUCUAUAGUGCCUUGUUCAAUCCAACGAAGCAGAGUAGAUUCUGUGAAUAAUAACAAUUACAGAAAUUUAAUUUAAAACUUAAGAUGUAUCUUAUUACCUACAAAUAAAAGGGGGCCUAAUGGUAAAGAAUAUUUUUACUAUCUUGAGUUCACUUUUUUUUUCCAUAUGCACAUGAAUGAGUGAAUGAUUGUUACUUUACUAGACUAGUUUCAGGCAAUCCAGUUUGAAAAGUUGGACCAUUGAAAUCUUACAGAAAAUGGAUACUUUUAUAAUAUAAUACAGAUGCAUUAAAUAAAUGUCAGCCAUGUUUAUUUUUAUACCUAAUUUAUUUUUAAGAGCUGUUGUUAAAAGGUGAAAAAGAGGCUCUUCCUGGGCUGAAGGAUGAUUGUAAUUAAAAGCCUGUAAAUGCAAAAAAUAAUAAUUAAUAAUAAAUAACUUUAAAGCAGUGGUUCUAUUUGGGGGGCAAGGGGCACUUCUCUCAGAUAUAUAUAUAUAUAUAUAAAACACUGAAAUUGGCAGCUGACAUAGCUUCUUGCAAUUUAGCACAAAAUACUUCUCACCAUCCUUGAGACUAAAGAAUUGAGGGUAGGACUCGAGGUAAUGGCUACUAGGACAUUGGUUAGUAAGUUAAUUAGCCCAGAGGCAAAAUCAUUUCCCCACUGGCUACUAUAUCAUCUGCUCCAGAGCAUGUGGAGAGAAAAAAGACUAUUGUGUUUGUACUAUGGUGGGAACAAAAAGGAAAAAAGAGAAUAAAUAAUAAAUAAUGGUUAUAAAAAGUGAAUAUAAUGUUAAGCUCCCUAUACUCAGGGCUAUUUUCUUACUUUUGUUUCUCUAAAAACUUUCCUCUAUUAAUAACAAGGGAUAAAAGCAAAAUCAAACCAUUUGUAAUUUCCUUAUUAACUGUAUUGGUCUUUUAAAGCAAAAUGGGAAAACCUGCUUUCCAUCCCACCAAACUUUUCCCCAAGAUUGAUAUUAAUUUUUUUGACUAGUAAUAAAAGAUCUUGACUGCAGUGUUUCCACUGUAAGCAUUUUAGCCUUCAAAUCGACAUCACAGAGUGAGUCCUCAACUCAGCCUUUCUUGAAUUUCUAG
Messenger RNA from Gracilinanus agilis (Agile Gracile Mouse Opossum), 3676 nucleotides. RefSeq names its product cell division cycle 14B (gene CDC14B). NCBI's taxonomy places the organism in Eukaryota, Metazoa, Chordata, Mammalia, Didelphimorphia, Didelphidae. The coding region runs from base 1 to 1515 and encodes 504 amino acids. Gene Ontology annotation, cellular component: mitotic spindle; centrosome; spindle pole. The record is from RefSeq and is a predicted model, not a curated record. Gene Ontology annotation, molecular function: protein tyrosine/serine/threonine phosphatase activity; protein serine/threonine phosphatase activity. Gene Ontology annotation, biological process: positive regulation of cytokinesis; cilium assembly; regulation of exit from mitosis. The transcript has 14 exons.